Molecule: messenger RNA, 449 nt
Organism: Linderina pennispora
Lineage: Eukaryota; Fungi; Kickxellomycota; Kickxellomycetes; Kickxellales; Kickxellaceae
Product: Sm-like ribonucleoprotein
Exons: 1
Coding region: 79-360 (93 amino acids)
Biological process (GO): P-body assembly; mRNA splicing, via spliceosome
Cellular component (GO): Lsm1-7-Pat1 complex; P-body; U4/U6 x U5 tri-snRNP complex
Molecular function (GO): RNA binding
Source: RefSeq, a predicted model, not a curated record
GCCUGCCUUUUUCUACUCCAGUUUCGCUGCUAAUUUCACGAUAACCCAGCAUUACAAUCCAGUUUCGCAGACAGCAGCAUGGCGGACACGAGCAUCGAGGAGCCCCUGGACCUGGUUCGGCUGAGCCUGGACGAGCGCAUUUACGUCAAACUCCGUGGCGACCGGGAAUUGCGUGGGCGGCUGCAUGCAUACGACCAGCACCUGAACAUGGUGCUGGGCGAGGUCGAGGAGACCAUCACAAUUGCCGAGGUCAGCGACGAGUCGGCGGCAUCGACAGUACGGACCGUCAACCGCAAGGUGCCCAUGCUGUUCGUCCGCGGCGACGGCGUCAUUCUGGUGUCGCCGCCCUCGCGCUCUUGAGGAAAAUUAUUUCGCAGCAGCCAAUAAAAAUUUUUGUACACUUUUUUCCAACGCGGUGUUGACCAAGGAAGAAAAAAGCUCAAGUCCCA